AGUACAGCGGAUAAAGGGUUAGUCUGGAAUGAUUCGUAUAGCCAUCCUUCUCCUUGGCCUAGGCCAAGCGUUGGCCUACAAGAAUCCGUACUAUGCGGAAGGCCACUCCACCAUGGUACACCUCUUCGAGUGGAAGUGGGAUGACAUCGCGGAUGAGUGCGAGCGGUUUCUAGGACCGAAGGGAUAUGGUGGGAUUCAGAUCUCUCCGCCGAACGAAAAUGUAAUAAUCCGGGCCCAAAACCGACCCUGGUGGGAGCGCUACCAGCCAAUUUCCUACAAAUUAGUAACUCGAUCGGGCGACGAGCAACAGUUCACGAACAUGGUCCGACGAUGCAAUAAUGCUGGAGUCAGAAUAUUCGUAGACGCAGUCAUCAACCACAUGACAGGUGAACCUGCAGACAACGUAGGGACUGGUGGAAGUACUGCCAACUUCCAGCAGUGGGACUACCCAGCAGUACCGUAUACUGCCCAGGACUUCAACUGGCCACACUGCGUCAUUGAUGGGUGGGAUUAUGGGUGCUGUGCUGAUAAGGUUCGGAACUGCGAGUUAGUGGGCCUUAAGGAUUUGAACCAAAAAUCAGAUCAUGUACGUCGAAUGAUCCUGGAUUUCAUGAACAAACUUAUCGAUUUAGGAGUCGCUGGAUUCAGAAUUGAUGCAGCUAAACAUAUGUGGCCAGAAGAUCUCCGAAUCAUCUACGACGGCCUUCAUAAUUUAAAUACAGACCACGGUUUUCCAUCCGGAGCUCGUCCUUACAUCUACCAAGAAGUCAUUGAUUUUGGAGGAGAAGCUAUUUCUCGAUACGAAUACACUAGCUUAGCUGCUGUAACCGAGUUCAAAUUUGGACUUGAGCUGGGCAGAUUGUUCACAGGGUUGAACCAGCUGAGAUGGUUGGAGAGUUGGGGUCCUUCUUGGGGUCUUCUUGCUCAUGAGGAUUCACUUGUUUUUGUUGACAACCAUGAUAACCAGAGAGGUCAUGGAGGUGGUGGUGAAAUCCUGACUUAUAAGAGAGCUAAGCAGUAUAAAGGAGCUACGGCGUUUAUGUUGGCUCACCCGUAUGGAGAGCCGCAGCUGAUGAGCAGUUUUGACUUUGUUGAUACUGAAAUUGGACCGCCUAUGGAUUCUGCUGGGAAUAUUAUAUCUCCUAUUAUUAAUUCAGAUAACUCUUGCGGUAACGGAUGGGUAUGCGAGCACCGUUGGCGUCAGAUGUACAACAUGGUGGGAUUCAGAAACGUAGCCGCUGGCACCGAUGUCAAUGACUGGUGGAGCAAUGGCAGCAACCAGAUCGCCUUCUGCCGUGGAAACCGGGCUUUCAUUGCUUUCAACAACGAUAAUUGGGAUCUCAACCAAACGCUACAAACAUGCUUGCCACCCGGCAUAUACUGCGACAUAAUCUCUGGAACCAGAACAGAAGAAAACCGCUGCUCAGGCAAACAAGUGGCCGUGGCAAGUGAUGGUCGCGCGCAUAUAUAUGUGGCUACGCAUGAGUUGGACUUGAUGCUGGCCAUACAUGUGGGCAAUGAAUCGCGCAUCCAAUAAACGGGACGACAUACUACAGAAACUGAUCUCAAUGUAAAUAAAACGUUUUUAUUCUUUUA
Molecule: messenger RNA, 1596 nt
Organism: Leguminivora glycinivorella
Lineage: Eukaryota; Metazoa; Arthropoda; Insecta; Lepidoptera; Tortricidae
Product: alpha-amylase 2-like
Exons: 9
Coding region: 29-1537 (502 amino acids)
Biological process (GO): carbohydrate metabolic process
Molecular function (GO): cation binding; alpha-amylase activity
Source: RefSeq, a predicted model, not a curated record